Polypterus senegalus (gray bichir) is the source of this 3262-nucleotide messenger RNA. Its product is annotated as macrophage mannose receptor 1-like. The record is from RefSeq and is a predicted model, not a curated record. NCBI's taxonomy places the organism in Eukaryota, Metazoa, Chordata, Cladistia, Polypteriformes, Polypteridae. The transcript has 13 exons. The coding region runs from base 75 to 2654 and encodes 859 amino acids.
AGGCUCGUUCUCGAUUUGACUCUCCGACUCGGCCCUUGUGAGUCCUUUGUGAGAGGUCCAUCACUGGAUGCCCAAUGUGGCCCUUCUCCUUCAUUCUUUUUCUCAGUGCAGCUCAUGCACUCAAGCAGAAGAGCUACACUUUGGUGACAACGUCUGCAAAAUGGGACGACGCACUCUCGUACUGCAAGAAGGCUGGCCAAGAUCUGGCCAGUGUGGUCACUGCACAGGAACGUGACAAAGCCACGUCACUCAUUCAGAGCCAAUCCCAGAAGCCUCUGGAAGUCUGGGUGGGACUACGGAAGAAGAAGGAGUGGACCUGGUCAGACGGCUCUCCGGUGAACAUGCUCUUCCUGUCAAACUUGUUUGGAUUUGUAAAGGAUCCGUGUGGAAGACUGACCACCUCCGGCUUCCAGGUCUCAUAUUGCAGCACCAAGCUGCCAUUUCUCUGCCAGAGCAUUAAAGAUAUAAACGUAGCGAAUAUUCCGCCUGACAAAGUAAGUUCUGUGGUCACCAACUACUCAACAAACGAGUUUUACUUAGUGAGAGACUCGCUAAGCUGGGCAGACGCUCAGAGGUUCUGCCAAAACAACUUCACGGACCUCGCCAGCCUCCAUCCUCCAGAGCAAGAAGACAUCCGCCUGAGGGUCCUCAACAUGAGUGUGGUGUACGCCUGGAUUGGUCUGAGUAAACCGGCCGGCAAGUGGGUCUGGACGGACAACACAAAUCUGGAGGUUGCACAGUGGGCCCCGAAACAGCCCGACAACAACAACAACAGUGAAUACUGCGCCAUGUUCUGGGUCAACGGCUGGAACGACAUGAAAUGUGCGGCUCACUUUCCUUUCCUGUGCUACAGAGAGACAGAUGUAGCAUCAACAGCAACAGCCAUUUCUGUGGCAAACAUCCCACCUGACAGAGUGAUCUACAUUCCCACCCAGUUCUCUAUAAACGAGUUUUAUUUUGUGAAUUACUCCUUAAACUGGGCAGAUGCUAAAAGCUACUGCGAGGUGAACUUUACCAGCCUCGCCAGCCUCAAGCCCACAGAGCAGGAAGAUGUUCGACUGAAGGUCCUCAGCAGGAACGAGGUGUUCGCCUGGAUCGGCCUGAGUAAACCCGAGGACCUGUGGGUCUGGACGGAUGGCACAGAGCUGCAGGCCCCCCAGUGGUCUCCCGGAGAGCCAAACAACUUCAACAACAACAGCGAAUACUGCGCCAUGUUCUGGUUCAGCGGCUGGAAUGACAUGAACUGCGCGGCUCACUUUCCUUUCGUGUGCUACAGAAAAACCAUUUUACACCUUAGAGACAUCAACUUUGAUGUCUUUCUGGUAAACGUAGACCUGAACUGGACUGAAGCGCAGAAGUUCUGCCAGCUCCACUUUACCAACCUGGCCAUCUUGAGGAACAAUUCUGUGGAUGUCCGCCAGCUGAUUGUCAAUAUGGGAUUGGAGAGGCUGUGGAUUGGACUCUCUCAGCUUAACCAGGUGUGGUCGUGGGUGGACCUGAACCAAGUGGACACUGCGGACUGGGCGCCUGGAGAACCAGCAUCCACUGGGAAUUGUGUGGUGAUCAUGGAAAGCGGGUGGACUGUGGAGGAUUGUGGCUGGUCAGGUCCAUUCCUGUGCUACCGAGAUAUCAACUAUAACCUCCAGGGCUUCAGUCCACAGCUCUUCUACAUUUCUAAUGUUUUAAUGAGCUGGAUGGACGCUCGGGACUACUGCCGACGGCACUUCACUGACCUGGCCAUCUUACGCUCCAAUGCUGAACAUGUGCGACAGCAGUUCCUGAAGCUAAGCCUUGACACCUUCUGGAUUGGACUCAGUCACCCUGCCUCCAUGUGGAUCUGGGCCAACGGGUCCCAACUUCAAGAUGCAGACUGGGCCCUGGGAGAGCCAAGCAAUGUGGGUCCAGAUGAGAGCUGCGUGGCAGUGUCGGACAGCGGGUGGCACCCCAGAAACUGUAGCUGGUCCUUGCCAUUCAUGUGCUACAAAGAUGACACCAUGACACCUACGGAUGUGCAUCAGCCCACCUCGGGGACAUCCACUCAAGCCCGAGAGACCUCAGGAGCCCCCAGAAGCACACAGUCAUCAACCCUCAGGGCAUCCACUCAAGCUCCUAAGGUUAACUCAAGCCCACCUGCUUCAAGCCCUCCUGCCACCGCACUAAGUACCACCAACAGCCUGGCAUCCUCAAGUUCUCAUCCCACCACGACAGACUGGCUGCCCAGCAGAACGACGACAGCCACAUCCAGCACCUCAAGCCGGAGAUCUCAGCAGACCACCAGCGUCCUCCAGCUGCACCCUCAGAUUGCAGGAAUCUUGCUGAUGGAGAGAAUGACGUGGCAGGAGGCCCAGCGGUUCUGCCGCCUGCACCACCGAGACCUGCUCAGCGUCACCAACGCCCACAUCCAGCGCUCUUUGGCUUCAGUUCUGCGACGCCACCACGUCCCCGGAGUGUGGCUGGGCCUGCGAAAGCAUGCGAUGCUGGAGUACUGGUACUGGAUUGGGAAUGGGCAGCCAGUGCAGUACAGCUACUGGGAAGCGGGACAGCCUAAUGGGACACUGGGGGAACUCUGCGGGAUGGCCUCGAGGACCCCUGGUCACGAGUACACCUGGAGUGACCAUUGCUGUGGCGCUCGGCUCAGCUUUGCCUGCCACUGACCUGUGCUGGUGGAGUCUGACGCCUCCUCAGAUCCACAAAGAAGAUAUUAACUGAUGCCCACCACCCGGGUACCCCAUCAACCCGUCUGGACGCACAUGGAAAUGACCACCCGGCUCGAUUCCAGCCUCUUUCACACAAGGACCUUCUUCAGGUUUUUCUUGUAAAAUAAUGCUAGAUGUUGUGGCCGUUCAGUCUUUAUAAUUAAAGAGUCUUGAUGUGAUGACGUCUUCAAAAACAAUGAAAUGAGAAGAUUUACAUUAAGGAAGGAGAGAUAAAAUAAAAGAAAUCAAAUGUAAUCCGUAGAUGUUGUGCCCACACUUUGCCUUUCAAACUUCAUUCUGUAAUCACACGCUGACCUCCUUGUGAAAAUCCAGUGCCACCGCCCUGCCCCUGCAACCCAGUAAUGAACAAAAAACAGCAAGCAAGUUGACGUGAUAUCAAGUGUUGGAUUUUUAUUUCUUUUCUUUUCUUUCUACCUAAACGCCUGCACCUGAAUUAUUUUUGACAAAUGUGAUGUGUGUGACACGUCUGAGUCUGUGCCUGAGCGCCACCUCAAAAAUGUAUAAAGACGCACGUUGAUUUGUACCUCUGACAGGCGCAUAAAUCU